Molecule: messenger RNA, 1206 nt
Organism: Sorghum bicolor (sorghum)
Lineage: Eukaryota; Viridiplantae; Streptophyta; Magnoliopsida; Poales; Poaceae
Exons: 2
Coding region: 445-1005 (186 amino acids)
Source: RefSeq, a predicted model, not a curated record
AGAUGAGAUUAGAAUUAUAUAAGGCAGCUGGGCCUAUCCUUUUCUUGGCACUACUUGGAAGCAUCUUUGGCACACUAAGAUACACGAGGUGAUUGGCCGGAGGAGCUUGGAUUUGUUUGGCAUGCCUGCAGAGGCCAGAGGUGAGUAGGGGACCCCACACAUGAGCUGUGACUGAGAAGCAAGCAAGCUCAUGACAACAGGUCUGGGGAAUCUUAUAUCUCAAUCUCCUUCGUCCUCCUGCUCCCCUGCCUCGCUAGCUAGAUAUCAUAUAACAGCCCAUGCCGACCGGCCUGCUUCCCAGCAGAGACCAGAGCUUCUUCUUGGCCUUCUCUGCUUCUCUGCUCUAGUUCUUGAAUCCAGAAUUCAGUUAGGGAGAUUGUUCUUUCUCACCGACCGGGAGAUCCUGAAAAGAGACAACACACGGUUGGGAAAAAGGGGAUCGGCAUGAACCUUCACCAAGACAUGGACAGGGAGCAGAUGAGGAUGGCCAUCCUGAACCAAGAACAGAUCUUCAGACAACAGGUACACGAGCUGCACCGGCUGUACCAUGUCCAGAAGCAGCUGAUGCAGCAGGCACAGACGACUGCUCCGGCGAGCCGUGCUCCGGCGGCGGUCGUCGACGUCAAGCCAAGACCCGAGCUUGACAUCUGGUGCGGCGAGAAGGCGACAACAACUCCUCAGCAGCAGAUCAUCAGCUUCAACAAGGCCACAACACCUGCAAUGGCCGAGGAAUGCAACCUUGAGCUGACACUGGCAACGGGACCGAGCAGCAGCAGCAGCAGCUGCGACGUCGAGAGGCGGCAGGGGAAGCGGCACAAGGCGUCGUCCAACUCUGACUCCGGCGCGACCGCGGUGUCGUCGACGUCGACGGACUCCGAGCUGGCGCAGUUCAGGGAGGUCAACGCGGCGACGCCGGUGAGGUUUCACGGCGAGAUUAGCAGGAGGAUGGACGAGAUGGGGCAGGGUCCGUGGAUGUACCAGUGCCUCAGCCUGAAGAUGGCGUGAUGAUGCUGGGAUCAGUUUGUGCUGUAUGUAGGAUUUGGGGAUUUGGGGUUGUAGAGUUCAGAGUUCAGAGGGAAACAGAGCACGUAUUUGUGUUACAUGCACAACUGUACAUCACAGAUGUGUUUCAUCACAAGACAAAAAAAGAGAAAAAAAAGAGGUAAUUUGUGGCAGCAAGUGGUAUUCAUGGGUUGAUGAUUUCUA